This is a messenger RNA of Lasiodiplodia theobromae, 945 nucleotides long. Its product is annotated as Short-chain dehydrogenase/reductase SDR. Bases 1 to 945 code for a protein of 314 amino acids. The record is from RefSeq and is a predicted model, not a curated record. NCBI's taxonomy places the organism in Eukaryota, Fungi, Ascomycota, Dothideomycetes, Botryosphaeriales, Botryosphaeriaceae. Gene Ontology annotation, cellular component: intracellular anatomical structure. The transcript is spliced from 2 exons. Gene Ontology annotation, molecular function: oxidoreductase activity, acting on NAD(P)H, oxygen as acceptor.
AUGUCUGACACUCUCGGUCUGAUGCACUUGACUAAGAAAUUACACAAAACUCAGUACCCUGCUAUUGAUCCCACCAAUCCAGCCAACUCUGCCGCCGGCAAAACCGUUCUCGUCACCGGCGGUGCCAGUGGAAUCGGCCUUGCGAUAGUCCGAGCAUUCGCCGCCGCUGGCGCAUCCACAAUCGUCUACCUCGGCCGUCGCAUUGCCAUUCUCGACGAGACAUUCAAACAGCUGCGUGAAGACUUCCCGCGAACCACGUUCAAAACGUACGGAGUCGACCUCAAGAACAGAGAAGCAAUCGAGAACAUGUUUGUAGAACUGCGUAGUAGCGGUGGAGACGUCGACGUCCUCGUGCUGAACGCCGCAUAUACCGAGCAAGGCUUGGCCGCGUGCGCCUACUCGCCCGAGGAAAUGCGUCAAAGCUUCGACACCAACGUGCUCGGGAACAUGAACGUCGUACGCGGAUUCCUCGGGCGCGCUGCCGAUACCUCACGCGUGAAGCGCAGCCGUACCAUCAUUUCCGAAGGUCGCGGUGGUGGAGAUGAGGUUCCGGUGGAGACCUCGGACAAGGUGAUCAUCGACGUCUCCACUGCGUCGGCGUACCUGACGAUUCCUCUCAAUGCCAUUUAUGGCGCGAGUAAGGCGGCGUUCACGCACAUGAUGCAGCACGUUCAGCUGGAAAAUCCGGCGGUCAGGGUUCACAGCUUCAAUCCUGGGAUCGUUUUCACUGAGGGGAUGGCACAGGCGGGAUUCGCUCAGGAUCAUGGGUACGAAUGGGAUGAUGCGAGCUUGUCUGGCGGCUUUGCGGUCUGGCUUGCAAGUCCAGCGGCUGCAUUUUUAAGCGGGAGGUUUGUGUUCGCGAACUGGGAUGUCGAGGAGAUGAUUGAAAUGAAAGAUAGAUUUCAAAGUGAUGAAAGACUCUGUCGGAUCUUGCUGAAUAUAUAA